AUGAUGCAUAAUAAUGAAUUUAAAUUAGAAAUGAAAAUUAAAUCUUUUUUGUUAAAUCUUGAGUAAAAUGACAAUUAGGUCGAAUUUAAAAAGCUUGGUUACUUGAGAUGUCAUGGUGAUUGGGUUACCACCAUAAUUACAAAUUAAGAUCCCACUUUAGUUUAUUUAGUCAUUUCAGGCUCAGGAGACAAAUCAUUACUAGUUUGGAAACUAUACAAACAACUAGAUGGCGAUUUGGCUGGUUAACCAAGAAAACAAUUGAAAGGACACUCUCAAUUUGAUUGCAAUUUGGUUUUGUCAAAUGAUAAUCAAUAUUUAUUAUCUGCCUUAUGGGACAAAGAAUUGAGAUUCUGGGAUUUGGUUAAUGGAACUUGCAUAUAUAGAUUUAUUGGAAACAAGAAGAAAAUCUUUACAUGUGCAAUGAGCCCUUUGUGGUGGAGCUGAACGAAAAUUUAAAUUAUACAAUGUCAAGGCUGAAGAAAAACUCACCAAGUCAAAUCAUUUCCAUACUCAUUCGAUUAGCUCACCAAUCAUUAAAAACAUCCAACUAUAUUUUGUUACAGUUUUUUGGAAUGGUUGGCUUAAGGUUUGGAAUCAAAAUUUUACAAAAAGAUUCCAAUUCAAGGCUCAUGAUUCUUAAAUCAACCCCGUUGCCAUUAAUCCAUCUGGUGAAUAUAUUGCUACUGGAUGUAAAGACAAGAAGUUGUACAUUUGUAAUAUUACUGCCUUGAAGAAACCAGCCUUUGAAUAUAAUGCAGGAGCAAUCAUCAAUUAAGUAAGUAAAUUCAUCAAAUAUUUAGUUUGCUUUCCACCCAUAAUAAAAUUGUAUUGUUGCUGCAAUAGAGAAUGGAAUUAAAGUUUCGUAAAUAUCUUAAGAAGAAAAAGCUGAAACCAAGACACCAAUCGUUACAUUAGAUCACCACACUGAAAGUAUUAAUUAUAAUUAAUCAUUUAGCUUAGGUUGCUGGAGGAGUGAAGAAGGUGUAAAAGCAUGAAGUUGUUUCUGUUGCCCUUGAUGCCAAUGGCGCAAAACUUCAUGGAGGAUGGAUCAAUUUUAGUUUGGGAAGUUUCAAUAAAGAAUUGAAAUAGUUAUCUAAAUUUAAAUAAUCUUACUUUAAAUUCAUAUCUUAGAUAAAAUCGUUUUUUCUUUAUGAAAUCUUAGUGCUUCUAAUUGAUUCAGAUUGA
Molecule: messenger RNA, 1185 nt
Organism: Paramecium pentaurelia
Lineage: Eukaryota; Ciliophora; Oligohymenophorea; Peniculida; Parameciidae
Source: the annotation of a GenBank genome assembly